AUUUUCAUUCACUUCAUUAAUCUUGGAAUUCCAAAUCUAUUAUGUUGUAUUUGAAGUCUGGAGUAUGUGAACGGACUGAGGCUGUCGAUCCCUCCAAGUCACUCUCUCAACUAGACAGAUUGUUCAACGAGGGAAGGCCCUUCUUCUCUAAGGACUCACUCCGGAAUAUCCAGGAACAGCUACAGCAACCGCUCAAAAAAGGAGACAGAAUACGAAUCCUCGAUCUCUCUGACGUGCCUGUCUUCUUCGAGGUCAAAACGGGCGACUGCCAGGCUCAUCUGCGUGCCGGCGACAUAGUCUAUACAGCAAACGAGCCAACCAUACAAUACGUCUCAUACCAGUCUCUCAGAAAGCGAAUUGAGACCGUCAGUGAAAGCCCUGAUUUGGCGUUCUGUAGCCUGCGCAUUCAACAUACCCUCAUCCGCCAUAACAAUAUCACCGGUGAGCCUGCAGAUGACUCUAAAUUCAAGUCAAAAGAUGAAGUCCAUCGUCUCUUUUCCGCCGCCCUGGAGAUCUGGGAAGAGAGCGGCAUAUGGGCGGAAAUUAAAAGGACACUGUCGUCUACAGCUACUGCAGGAAAGAUAACCAAGAUCAUCGGAUUCGGAUGUGGGAUAAUGUCUGCUUCGGAUGAUGUGCCUCACAUAUCUUAUAAUGCCGCUUUUCAACACGCAUUGCUCCUGACACUGCAACAGUUUCUGCGGCAGAGUUCGAGCCACGAAAUUACUUGCGCUGUCCAAGACCCCGCCUACACAGAUAGGGACAUAUCCGUUCUUUAUUCUCAUGGAAUUGAAAUAUUGAAAGACCCUGAGGGUUUUAUCCAGGCCGAUGACUCCUCGCUGGUAUUUGCAUGCGCGCCGGAUGUCCCCGUCAGGCAGAUUGUUGCUGACAUCGCUCGGCCUGCUGUGCUGAUGUGGGAUAGGGUUUCAUCUAGUGAUGAUUUGACGGCCGACCCGGAUUCACCGCGGAUAAGGAAGAUGAUUUGUGAUUCUUACGAUUGUUUCGAUUUCCCCUACGACGAGCAUUUCGGGGAUAUGGCUAUCUAUGUACGGCGGGACCUGAAUUCGCAAGGACAGUUCGCCCAGAUUGACACCAUCGCAUGACAUUAUUGAAGCGUCGUCACCAGUUUGCCAGUAUUAGCUCCCUCGAAAAGUCUCAUCCAGACUUUCGGCACAUCCUCUAACCCUCCUUUGAUUAUCGUCUCGCUCUUUUCCUCCAGCUGCACUUUCCCUUCAACAACUGCUUUCGCUAUAACCUCGAUCGCCUUGUCCGCCUCAUUGUAAUACUUUAAGAC
Messenger RNA from Aspergillus versicolor CBS 583.65, 1291 nucleotides. RefSeq names its product SRR1 family protein. Lineage: Eukaryota; Fungi; Ascomycota; Eurotiomycetes; Eurotiales; Aspergillaceae. The coding region runs from base 42 to 1100 and encodes 352 amino acids. The transcript is spliced from 3 exons. The record is from RefSeq and is a predicted model, not a curated record.